AAACGGACAGGCGGCUCCUACCGAGUGCGCUUAACCGAACGGGUCUUCCCUCUGCUGGGGCCCCAGGUGGCGCCGCCCUUCCCCGAGGAGGUUCCCAGCGCCUCCCUGCCAGGUGCGGAGCGGGCGGCGCCCCCCACCCAGGAGCCCGGAAAGGGGCUAACAGCGGAGGCGGCCCGGGAAUUGUCGGAGUCGCCCUGCCGGGAGGCUGGGGUGAGCCCGGGGAUGCGCGGGAGGGAAGGCGCGGAGUGGAGGGCAGAUGGCAGGGAGGGUCCCGGGCCCGGGCCCAGCCCCGCGAAGCCGGCUGGCGCGGAGCUGCGUCGGGCGUUCCUGGAGCGCUGCCUCAGCUCGCCCGCUUCUGCCGAGUCCUUCCCCGGGGGUGCCGCCGCAGUGGCUGCAUUCUCCUGCGCGGUGGCUCCAGCAGCCGCACCGACCUCAGGGGAGCAGUUCCUGCUGCCGCUCCGGGCACCAUUCCCAGAGCCCGCGCUCCAGCCAGGCCCCGCGUCCCUCUCGGCCACCCUGCACGGCCUGAAGCGGGCCGCCGGCGGCGAGCGCCGCGCCAAGGUACCUCCGGGCUGUGCGUCUGGACCUGCGGCUGCGGGAAUCAAGAAGCCAAAGGCCAUGAGGAAGUUGAGCUUCGCCGAUGAGGUGACCACAUCCCCUGUCCUGGGCCUGAAGAUCAAGGAGGAGGAGCCUGGAGCGCCGUCCCGGGGCCUGGGGGGCAGCCGCACGCCGCUGGGGGAGUUCAUCUGCCAGCUGUGCAAGGAGCAGUACGCAGACCCCUUCUCGCUGGCCCAACACCGCUGCUCCCGCAUAGUGCGCGUCGAGUACCGCUGCCCCGAGUGCGACAAGGUCUUCAGCUGUCCUGCGAACCUCGCCUCACAUCGCCGCUGGCACAAGCCUCGUCCCGCAGCGACAAACGCCACCACAGUUUCCUCCACCGACGGGAAGCCGACUCCGUCGUCGUCUUCGUCCUCCCCGGACUCGGGGGCCAUUGCAUCUUUCUUGGCAGAAGGGAAGGAGAAUAGCCGGGUAGAGCGGACUGUGGAUCAGCACCAGCAAACUAGGGACAGCUCCGGGCCGGAUCAGCACCAGGACAGCGCCCCGCGCCAGGGCCUCCAGGUGCUGAUGCAUCCCGAGCCACCGCUGUCACAGGCCCCCUUCACAGAGGGGGUGUUGGGGCGCCAGGUGCUUGGGCCGGGCAGUGCCAGUGGUGGCGGGGGAUCCGAGAUCUUUGUGUGUCCAUACUGCCACAAAAAGUUCCGUCGCCAAGCUUAUCUACGCAAGCACCUGGUCACUCAUGAGGCGGGUUCGGCCCGUGCGCUAGCCCCAGGCUUUGGCUCCGAACGUAGCGCCCCACUCGCCUUCGCUUGCCCGUUGUGCGGGGCGCACUUCCCGUCCGCAGAUAUCAGGGAGAAGCACCGGCUGUGGCAUGCCGUCCGCGAGGAGCUGCUCCUGCCCGCUCUGACGGGGGCUCCUCUCGAAGCGCCGGGCCCAGGCGGGGCACCUGAAGGGAGUGCUCAGCAAAUUUUCUCGUGCAAGCACUGCCCAUCCACUUUUUUUAGCUCCCCAGGGCUGACCCGGCACAUCAAUAAGUGCCACCCCUCAGAAAGUCGGCAAGUAUUGCUGCUGCAGAUGCCUCUGAGGCCCGGCUGCUGAGGGCCGAGAGACCAGAAAGACUUCCCAGUUGGCCUUGGAGGAAACAGAUCACGGGAAUUUGUGGGGUUUUCUUCAAUUUGCGUUUAUUUUCUACCGUCCCUGUCUUCUCUCCUAAAACUCUCCUAGUAGACAAUGUUCCGCCAGAGAAGCGGGACAGUGAAAUGUAAAAUCCCUCUAGAGCAGGUAUGUAUCUGGUGUAAACAUUCUCGGUCAAAGACUGCCAGCUUUAAAUCCUUCUUACUUUCCUCACUAAAAUAGGAUUUUUCCCUCUCAAAAUUCUGGAGACCCUAACGAAUCCUAUAUGAUUGCUAAUUCCUAUGAAAAGUCACAGUGAAUGUGUGCAUGUCUCAAAGUCUACAAAGGUUGCCGGCUACCAAAAGUGGUAGUCACCAGUUUUUCUCUUGCCAUCAAAGGCGGCCGAUGUAGUUUCUGUCUCAAUAGGGUCAGAUAGGUAUCUUGAAUUGUAUAUUCUGUGAAUUAAGUUUUGUGAUUGGUGCCAAACUUACAGGGGGAAAAAAGAUUCAAGAACUGUGUACGUGGGAAGGAAAUGUAAGAGGAUGUUUGCUGCUUUUUGGGGGGUUUGGGAAUCUCCCCUGUAACUUUUCCUUUUCUCAAUUAUAUGUACUAGUCCAUUCUUAAGUCAGUGUUUGGAGGUGGGGAGGGUACUACUUUAUUGGAAGGAGUUGAGAUGCACCCAAAAUUCUCACCUUUAGCUUUUUUUUGUGUAGUAUUCAGGAAGAGCUACUUUAAACCUUUCUUCAAAUAGCUUUUUUGGAAAUAUAGAACUCGUUUCCUGAAGUUUGACUUUUAGUAAGGUUUCACCCAAAUUAUUUAAUGCUUCUGUUGUAAAUCUCAUAUUGUGUAUUAUAUAUAAAACUUAAGCUUAAGGAAGAUGUUAAAAUCUAUAAUCACUAUGGAACUCAAUAGCAAUUCAUUCAAUAUUCAAUAUUUUCUUUUCAGCAGCAACUUGUUUUGAACUUUUUUGUAAACCAUAUUCAGUGUACCUUCUGUACCUAUGCCCUAAUAGCCAGAGUUUGGGACACUGGUUGGGCAUUGCUUGACAGAUAGCCCGUACUUGUAAGAUGCUUACCACCAAAUAAAUGUACAUAGACCGUG
Messenger RNA from Galeopterus variegatus (Sunda flying lemur), 2772 nucleotides. RefSeq names its product insulinoma-associated 2 (gene INSM2). Gene Ontology annotation, biological process: regulation of cell cycle process; negative regulation of transcription by RNA polymerase II; neuron differentiation. Gene Ontology annotation, molecular function: RNA polymerase II cis-regulatory region sequence-specific DNA binding; DNA-binding transcription repressor activity, RNA polymerase II-specific. The record is from RefSeq and is a predicted model, not a curated record. Gene Ontology annotation, cellular component: transcription repressor complex; nucleus. The coding region runs from base 223 to 1656 and encodes 477 amino acids. Lineage: Eukaryota; Metazoa; Chordata; Mammalia; Dermoptera; Cynocephalidae. The transcript has a single exon.